Molecule: messenger RNA, 1345 nt
Organism: Oreochromis niloticus (Nile tilapia)
Lineage: Eukaryota; Metazoa; Chordata; Actinopteri; Cichliformes; Cichlidae
Product: immunoglobulin kappa light chain
Exons: 5
Coding region: 11-1048 (345 amino acids)
Biological process (GO): response to bacterium
Source: RefSeq, a predicted model, not a curated record
UUUGCACACGAUGACACCUCCCAACUUUGUUUUCUAUGUGACAUGUCUGAUGUUGGGAAAUGUAGUUCGUUUGACUCACCAGAAUUUCUCUGUAACUCAUAAGCAAGAGAGACGGUUUAUAUCAGCUAUUGUUGGUCAACGCUUGACUUUACAAUGUUUCUAUGAAGCCAACGAUGCAACAAGGUUCUACUGGUACAAGCAGAGUCUUGGACAGAAACCGAAGCUCAUCUCUACUCACUCUGUAUUUAAAGCAAAUGGGACUUUUCAUGAUGAAUUCGAGAACAAUCCACGCUUCACCCUUGAUACAGAAAUUGGGAAAAACCACUUGUAUAUAACAGACUUACAGAAGUCAGACUCAGGUACUUACUACUGUGCAAGGCGGGUUUCUUUAGUCCUAGAAUUUGCAGAAGGCACUACUGUCAGUGUAAAAGGUUCAGGUUUAAACAUCAAACAGCAGUCAGCAUCUGAGACCAUCCAGCCAGGAGGCUCUGUGACUCUGAACUGUACAGUACACACUGGAACCUGUGAUGAAGAUCAUAGUGUUUACUGGUUCAAAGACUCUGGAGAUUUUUACCCAGGACUUCUUUACACCCAUGGAGGCAGGAACGAUCAGUGUGAGAAGAACGAACAAACAUACAACUGCAGUUAUAACCUGCCAGUGAAGAGCAUAAAUGUGUCUCAUGCUGGAACCUACUACUGUGCUGUUGCCUCAUGUGGACACAUACUGUUUGGAAACGGGACAAAACUGAACUUUGAAGAUAAUCGUGCUUCUUUCUGGACUUUCUGGAGUGGUGCCUUUGCAUUUACCUCCAUCCUGAGUGUACUGCUGGCUUUCUUACUGUGUAUGAGCGAUAACUGUGGCUUUAAACCUUCAGAGCCUCAAGCAAUCUCUUCCAGAGCAGAUGCAAAGGGUUUCCAAACAUCAGAAAAGCUAAUUUUUGCUGUUUCAACUGUCAACGGGCACAACCGAUCAAAAAGUCAGAGGGAUCAGACCUGGAGUGAAUGUGCGUACUACAGUGUGAAGCUACAGUGGUACACACAACAGUAAAACUGGAUGUGUUUCAUUUGUUAUUAAGACACAACGUUCUUCUUUUGAGGUUAACUGUAGAAUAAAAUUCAGAUUUGAACAUUUCUUUCUUUCAUAGAUUAUUUGUGCUGUUUGUGGUGUGCAGAUAAAACAUAAUACAUGAAUUUGUGGUUUCUGUUUUAUUUGUUCGGGGGGGUCAUAAUCACAAUAUCAUUGUUUUGAUUUUUCUGCUGGUAAAUGAUUUUUGUAAUGUUACUAUAUUCUAAAUUCUUCUCUCAACAAAAUGUUCUAUAAGAUUUUUUUGUAAAAAAAGAUAAA